UUUCCCAAUUGUUCAUAAUGGAAAAUUUGUCUAGCUAGGAUUGGAAAACAUCCCAUUGAAUAUUCGACAAUUCCGACGACCCUGGACAGCAAUCCUUAUAAGAGAUUUCAAAGACUAGUAUUGGACGGCUUGCCAAACGAGUGCUGGCCUACUGUACCCGAAUUGCUGGGUGUUUCCGCUGUUUCUGAUUUUGCUUCGGUCGAUCAGUAUGUUGCGUUACAAGCGUCGCAAUUAGUCAGCUAUACGAGCAUCUUACUGUUAGAGCCUGUGGACAACAUCCGUCCUUCCUCAGGCGUACUCUAUUUGCCUGUUAGGGAUUAAAAUCCAAGCAUUAGGGAUGCUCACAGUCAGAGCACUUUCGGCCGGCCUGGUCCGUCGAUCUACCUCUCUAGUAGAUAGAGACGAGAACAGACUGUCGUGUUUCCGGUCAAGACCCGUUCUUAUCGAAAAUUGGCCUUCUCGGUUGAUCGUGGUGUCGAUUCGCCGCUACACCCCAUUCCGAGUCAGGCUCCGCCAAUAAGACCGCAAGGCAUCUUUACAAACAGCUUCAUUUGAACAUACGCCGGCACACGAGAACCGCAGUCUCAAUGAUAGAAAUGUCAAGACUUAUUAUUAGUAGGGCUUUUCACGAACGACGUGAGAGCAGUGUCAAGAUUGACUACCGGACUUGUCAGACUUAUUGAAAAAUAAAACGAGUCUUGCUAUGCCUUCAUCGGGGCUUUUCAACAAUUCCAAGACCCCCUACCUCCAGGGGCCGGAAAACGUAGGAGGGUCGCACAUAAUUCCGAACUUGUGCCUAAUCUACAUUACUUUGUCUAAUCGUAGCAAAGAUUGUCUAUUUGCGCUAACUGUAAAUUCCCCCUGUUCUGCCUAUCCUGAAUUCAAAGGUUUAAGGAAGCGGACGUCCAGUAACAUUUUACAAGGUUGUAGUUCCAUUAUCAGACACGCUGGGCUGGACCCAUCGCUAUUGGUUCAUAUGGCCAAUAUACCUGCGGAAAAAGAAUUUCUUGUGGGCUUUCAGCCCGUCUCGCCGCAAAGGAAAAAGGGAGUUCGAUUUCUCGAAAAGCGACUGAUGCAACGAUUCGGUAUAGGUCCUGACCGGGCUCGAGACGUCAUGCGGGAAGCGCGAGGCAAACUGCGCACAGACCACAGCAAGGCCUAUUCUAAACGGUUGGAGGAAGAGUGCGUGAUAGUGAUUCUGCGGCCCAAUGAAUCAACCAGAUUGUUGGACGAUUCGUUCGCCAACUUAUCGAUCACAGAAGCCUGCUUGAAAAUGGAAAGUUCUUUGACCACUGAGCAGUCCAAAAAAACGCCUCCAAAACCUUUCGAAGCAACUUUGUCAGAUUUUUUUGUCACCCAGUAUGGCCCACUCAAGACCAAAGCGGAUGCCGACGACGCCACGCAGCAGUCAAGGCAGUCCGUCCGCAGUCCCAAGACGACUCAAGCUUCGGCUCCAGAGCUGCGAGGUAAAUCUCGGGAGGGGUCUGUUCGUGCCGGUAAACAGAGACUUCACGAUUUCGGAAAAACCUGGUCGCCGAGCUCACGGGUUGAAGCGCGUCCCAGCGUAGAAGCAAGAAGAACGAAAGUGACAGGAGCGCAAGCGUACAAAUCAACAGCAGCGCCAGUUUUUUCAGACCAACGUGAUACAGUCGAUCAGUUCCCUUCAUGUCGAUCUCCGAAGCACGAACCAGCUUUGUCAGUGGCCGCCAAUCCUUCAAAAUCGUAUGUCAACUCGUCUCGUUUGCAGAAGGCCAAAUCGUAUCGAACUUUUCUCAAACCAAUGGAAAGAGGGCAAGACUCAUCCAAUUCAACAUUGUCAACUACUAGUGCCGGUGGUGAUUCUUCUCCGAUAAAGAAAAAAUCCUUCAACAGGGCUCGCCCGUGCCGUCGAGGUGAAGGCGCUCUGGUUGCGUUGAGAAAAACCUUGUCCGUGACCGACUUGUUUCGAUCCUUUCGCAAGCCGAAGGGAAGCAUGCAGUCUACUGUAAUGGAUGCUAGUGAUGACGAUGACUCUCUAUAUAUCGACUAAAAGGUAAUGACAUUAAGGCACCACCUCAAUUUAUAGCACCAAUUUUGGAAU
Messenger RNA from Phaeodactylum tricornutum CCAP 1055/1, 2080 nucleotides. RefSeq lists its product with no specific name. The record is from RefSeq and is a predicted model, not a curated record. The coding region runs from base 704 to 2029 and encodes 441 amino acids. Lineage: Eukaryota; Bacillariophyta; Bacillariophyceae; Surirellales; Neidiaceae. The transcript is spliced from 2 exons.